AUGGAAACUCAAGAAGAAGAACCACCACCAAGUAGAGCUGGAUUGGAUCAAUCCGAUGAUGAAAAGUCAUUGGGUCACUCUGAUGAUGAAAAGUCAAUGGCUCUGUCAAUGCAUGUGAUUGAUUGCAAGCCAGUAAUAGUAGACGAUGUCACCCCAUUGAAAAUCUGCAACCCAAACUUGCGCAGAUCGUCAAGAAAUACUAAUAAUAUCUACAGUAGUGGUUUUGCUGGGAAAGAGGAAGGAGUUAUUGUGAAUGGGCUUUUGGAAAAUGGGAGAAUGGGAGAAAAUGGGAAGAAUUCGAGCGAGUUGGGAAAAGGGGUUCCGGCUGAAUCCCGGAAGCGACGGCGUUUGGAGGUGGAAAAUUUGGCCACAUUGCAUAAAUCGGAAAAUGGGUCGAGUUUGCGGAGGUCUCCGAAACUGGGUAGUAGUACUAGGAGCAACUCAGGGAAAUCCAAGAAUAAGAUUCUUGCUCCUGUAAAGCCGGUCUCGUCGGAGAAGAAGACCCAAAGUAGAAGACGCGGCGGCGGUGGUGGAAAUUGUUCACGGAAAUCACCAAGAUUGAAUCCGAAUUUGGUUACUGAAUUUCUUGAGUUACCGGCAACUACUGGAAAACGUGGCUCCGGUGGAAAUUGCUCAAGAAAAUUGCCAAGAUUAAAUCCUAAUUUGGGUUCUGAAUUUCUUGCAUUACCACCAGCGAUUGGGUCUGGAAGAAGAAAUGAUUCCGGAAAGGGUGUCACGCGUGGGAAAAAGCGGAGGAAUCGAACUGUGAAAAUGCAUGUGGUUACUGAGAAUGAAAACUUAAAUUUGAUUGAAUUUAGCAAUAACAAAGAUAGUGAUAACUGCUUAGCACCUGAAAUUCCAUCGCCGGAUGAAGGUUUGAGUCAUUACAGUUCGUCCCAGGUAGAGACUAACUUUGAAAGUCCAGGUACUUUGGAAAGAUAUCAUUCGGAGGAAAGAAAGUCCGCUGCUCCAGAAAAAUUGUCCGGUGAGAAGUGCUUGAGGUCUGGAAAAAUUGUGUAUUGUUUGACUGGCAGCGGAAGUGUUGAAAAUAAGUUGAGUCAGAUUAAGGCGGGCAACACAGAAAAUAAAGGGCAAUCUGUAAAUAAUUCAAAGAGUAAUAAAAGAAAGAGUAAGCCAAGGGCUGCUAGUUUCUUCAUUGGUCCACCAAUUCCAGAAGAAGAGGCUCAAGAUAGAUGGACUUGGCGUUAUGAACUGAAGAAACGUCAACCAAGGAAUAAGGGCUGGAUAUUAAAUCCUGGUGAAGAGGAUGAAAUAAUUUUGAACGUGGCGUUCCACUACGCACAGGCAAAUGUUGAUGGUAGUGUUUACAACAUAGGAGAUUGUGCAUACAUAAAGGGUGAAGGAAGGAAGCACCAUAUUGGCAGGAUCCUGGAAUUUUUCAAAACUGAAGAAGGAGAAGACUACUUUAGAGUCCAGUGGUUUUUUAGAGCCGAAGAUACAGUUAUGAAAGAGGAAGCUUGUUUUCAUAAUAAGAAGCGGAUAUUCUACUCAACUUUAAUGAACGACAAUCCACUUGAUUGCAUUAUGUCGAAACUCAGCAUUGUAGAAGUACCGCCUGCAGUGGGUCUUGAAUCAGAUACUGUACCACCCGCUGAUUUUUACUAUGACAUGGAGUAUUGUGUUGAAUAUUCAACAUUCCGCAACUUGCGAUCUUUUAAAUCCCUGACAUUCAAUGAUUCAUAUCCAUUUCAACCUGCUGUUCCUUAUCACACGCCUAAUACUUCUCCGUUGGAGGUAUUCACUGGGGCUGGUCCUCUCAAGGGAGCCUUGACCUUGCUGGAUCUCUUUGCUGGCUGUGGUGGAAUGUCAACUGGACUGUGUCUUGGUGCCAGGCUUUCCAAUAUAAAUCUUGUGACGAGAUGGGCAGUUGAUAUUGAGAAGUCUGCUUGCGACAGUCUCAAGUUAAAUCACCCUGAAACACAAGUCAGAAAUGCAUCUGCUGAGGAGUAUCUGGAACUCUUGAAAACGUGGGAGAAGUUAUGUCAAUGUUAUGUUUUCAAUAACUUAAAAGAAUUCCAUGAAGGUGGCACCGAUGACAGAAGAAGAGGCGGAAGCAGUAGAAAUUCAGAGUCGGAUCAUAAGGAUCCUGAUGAAGAAUAUGAAGUUUCUUCUUUAAUUGACAUAUGCUAUGGAGAUCCAAAUGAAACCGGAAAGUCUGGGGUUCAUUUCAAGGUUCGGUGGAAAGGAUAUGCUCCAGACGAUGAUACGUGGGAGCCAAUUGAAGGAUUGAGUAACUCUCAAGAAUGCAUACAGGAUUUUGUUCAAAAUGGAUUGAGAUCCAAAAUCUUGCCUUUACCUGGAGAAGUUGAUGUCAUCUGUGGGGGGCCUCCAUGCCAAGGCAUCAGUGGCUAUAAUCGGCAUCGGAAUAUGGACGAGCCUUUGACUGAUGAGAAGAAUCAACAGAUUGUGGUCUUUAUGGACAUAGUCGAGUUCUUAAAGCCCAAGUAUGUACUCAUGGAAAAUGUAGUUGAUAUCUUGAGACUGGGUGGUGGUUCUCUUGGAAGAUAUGCUUUAAGCCGUUUAGUGCAUAUGAAAUACCAAAGUAGGCUUGGGACAGUUGCAGCCGGCUGUUAUGGUCUUCCACAAUUCCGCUUGCGCGUUUUUAUCUGGGGGGCACUUCCCAAUGAGAAACUGCCGCCAUUUCCACUCCCCACGCAUGAUGUAGUCAUCAGAUAUUGGCCACCGCUAGAGUUUGAGAGGAAUACUGUGGCUUAUGAUGAAGGCCAGCUUCGGGAAGUUGAAGCAGCUCUUUUUCUCCGUGACGCAAUCUCUGACCUUCCACCUGUUACAAAUGAUGAAACUUGUGAGGUUAUGGAAUACGAGUCGCCUCCUGAGUCAGGGUUCCAAGAGUAUAUUAGACUGAGUAGAGAAGAGAUGCUGGGUUCUACUGCUAAUCAAAAUAACACAGCGAAAAAAAAGGUCCUCUAUGAUCAUAGACCCUAUCGGAUGAACGAGGAUAACUACCUGAGAGUUUGUCAAAUUCCUCACAAAAAGGGAGCGAAUUUCCGGGACCUCCCUGGGGUGAUUGUGGGCGAGGACAAUGUCGUGCGUCGUGAUACAACUGGAAACCAUCCUGUUCUACCUUCAGGGGAACCUUUUGUUCCGGAUUCUUCGUUGAACCUGUCUCAAGGGAGGUCUAGAAGGCCAUUUGGAAGGUUGUGGUGGGAUGAAACAGUCCCUACUGUAAUAACCUUUCCCCAUUGGAAGACCCUGGCUGUCUUACAUCCUGAGCAAGACCGGGUACUCACAAUACGCGAGUGCGCAAGGUUACAAGGGUUCCCAGACUUCUACAGGUUCUGUGGAUCUGUUAAGGACAGAUACAGUCAAGUAGGAAAUGCCGUAGCUAUUCCUGUUGGACGAGCAUUGGGAUACACGUUAGGACUGGCCUUCCAGAAGCUAAUAAGUGAUGAACAUCUGAUGACUUUACCUCCUAAUUUUUCCUUCCUCAGACCUCAGAACAAUGAAAUUGUUGCAUUGGAAAAUUGA
Molecule: messenger RNA, 3507 nt
Organism: Oldenlandia corymbosa var. corymbosa
Lineage: Eukaryota; Viridiplantae; Streptophyta; Magnoliopsida; Gentianales; Rubiaceae
Source: the annotation of a GenBank genome assembly